Messenger RNA from Kwoniella shivajii, 1158 nucleotides. Its product is annotated as arginase. The transcript is spliced from 9 exons. The coding region runs from base 1 to 1158 and encodes 385 amino acids. Gene Ontology annotation, molecular function: manganese ion binding; arginase activity. NCBI's taxonomy places the organism in Eukaryota, Fungi, Basidiomycota, Tremellomycetes, Tremellales, Cryptococcaceae. The record is from RefSeq and is a predicted model, not a curated record. Gene Ontology annotation, cellular component: nucleus; cytoplasm; cytosol.
AUGUCUUUCACUCGACUACCUUCAACAAUCCGAUCAUCGCUCCUUAAUCCUGCUAGAAGGAGUGUAGUAGGGAUUAGAGGAUUCCAUAUACACUCGAAACCUUCUCCUGAGAAGGGAUUGACAGAACCUCAAUUCAAAUAUAAAUUCUUAGAGGGAACACCAACUGUCGGAAUCGUAGGAUGUCCAUUCAGCGGUGGUCAAGGACGUACAGGAGUGGAUUUAGCACCCAACAAGUUAAUUUCAGCAGGAUUGGUCGAUCAAUUAUCAUCUUUAGGAUGGGAAGUUCACUAUAAUUCGCAACAAAAAUUCCUUGAUAUACCUUACAACCCCAUUCCUACAUCAUCCCCUACAGCUCCUUCAAAAGGUACAGAAACUGUCAAUGAAACAGAUGGACAGAAAGAAAUACAAAGAUUGCCUGAUGACGAUAUUGGUAAAAUGAAAAAACCAAGAUUGGUCAGUGCUGUAAAUCAAAAAGUGGCAGAAGAAGUCAGUGAAAUAGCAGGAAAAGGUUGGUUACCUUUAACUUUAGGUGGCGACCAUAGUUUGGCAAUGGGAACAGUCGCUGGUACCAAAGCCAAAUAUCCCGAUGCGUGUUUGAUAUGGAUCGAUGCUCACGCCGAUAUCAAUACUCCUCUCUCGACCGAUUCCGGAAAUCUUCACGGAUGUCCCGUUUCAUUCUUACUUGGUCUUGAAGGCACAGAUGUCGCACCAUUCAAUGAAUGGUUGAAACCCUGUUUGAAGCCUAGCGAAAUCGUCUACAUCGGCUUGAGAGAUGUUGAUGGACCCGAAAAGGCUAUUCUGAAAAAGCAUGGCAUUAAAGCAUUCUCAAUGCAUCAUGUGGACAAAUAUGGUAUCGCCAAAGUAGUUGAAAUGGCUUUAGAUCACGUCAAUCCCGAUAGAUCGAAGCCUGUUCAUUUGAGUUACGACGUUGACGCCUUAGAUCCCAUGGUCGCUCCAAGUACUGGGACCCCCGUAAGAGGUGGAUUGACUUUCAGAGAAGGUCAUUAUAUUACUGAAGCAUUGGCUGAAAGUGGGUGUCUUGUAUCGGUGGAUAUCAUGGAAGUAAAUCCAUCACUUUUGGAUCCUGGUUCAGUGGAAAAAACAGUCGCAGCGGGUUGUUCGUUAGCACGAGCAUCGCUUGGAGAGACAUUGCUUUGA